UCUCGGCUGGAGCGGUCGUGUGUGCAUAAAAGAACUGUGAAAUCGCGAGUGUGAACGUGUUGUUGUUAAUUUCGUGAUUUAUGUACAGACUUUUGGAGAACAUUGAAAUUGGUGCACCGAUGGAAUACAAAGCGUGAUUCCUACAACUAUGGUUGCACAAUCAUCGAUCGACUUCGCCCAUCCAAAAUGUAAUAUAUUAACAUGAACCCUAUUACCUUUGCCAUAUACAUUACUAGCCUUUUUUGGCUAAACCUGAGCGACGCUAAAAUAGGAUACUUUUGGCACAUCACAGAUCUUCAUUAUGAUCCAUUCCACAACUCCCCGGAGUUCCAUAGAGGUUGCAAACACAAUCGCGGCAACAAUGACCAUAACCAUAGAAACGGCCGACACCGCGACCACACCUGCGACAGCUCGUGGUUGCUUAUACAAAGCGCAGUCGCCUUUAUGGCUGGGCGCCACCCGGAAACACUCGAGUUCGUGCUGUGGACUGGGGAUAUUCUCUCGUCAUCCAUGGAACACUUGAGUGAUGAGACCAAAUUGGAAGCGGUUAGAAAUGUAACAGACUUGUUGGGUCGAACUUUCAGCAGUCAAUUCGUAUUCCCAGCGUUGGGACAUAAUGACCCUCCGCCUUCAAAAAAGUUGAUUGAGAUGUGGAUGCAGUGGCUGCCAUCGGAUGCUUUGCAGACAUUUGAAAUAGGUGGUUAUUAUACAAUAGAACAUUCAUAUAGUAAGCUACGAAUCGUAGUUUUGAAUAGUGUGUUAUGGGCGGGGGGCGCAGUCAAGACGGAAGGUCCUCAUAAAGGCAGGGCUCAGUGGGAAUGGCUGGAACAGGUCUUAAGCAAGGCUAGGCGAAAAAAAGAACUGGUAUACCUAGUGGCCCACGCGGGUCCUGGGGUGGAGGAACGGCACAACGCCGGCAGCUCCUCAGCAGCUGGAGGGGGAGAACUCACCCCCACCGCCAACUCCAAUCUAGUGAGGAUCAUUAAAGCGUUCAGUGACGUCAUCGUUGGACAGUUCUAUGGUCACCGACACACGGAUACCUUCCGACUGAUGUAUAGCGAUGGUCAACCUGUAUCAUGGGCGUUGCUUGCACCGUCUAUAACUCCUAGAGGGGCUGGUAGUAUAUCAAAUCCAGGGUUGAGGCUGUAUAAAUUCGAUACAAAUAAUGGAAAAGUCUUGGAUUAUACACAAUUUUACCUGGAUGUAACAAAUAAGAAAGGUGAACUGCAUUGGGCAGUUGAAUACAAUCUCACACAAUACUAUAAUCUUAGAGAAAUAAAUGCCGCAUCUUUAGAUGCUUUAUCCAAAAAAAUAAGAAACUACAAUGAUCGAACAUUUUUGAACAAGUAUCUGACUGCCCUUCAUGUACGCCAUUCAACCGACGUGCUGGAUUGCGACGCUACUUGUGUCCACGUACAUUACUGUGCAAUAGUACACGCUGAAUUCCAUGAGUUUCGAGCCUGCGUUCGUAACCCCGCGUCCGCGUUAGCGUCUCGCGCGCCAAACUUAUCAUCCGCCAUUUUACUAUACGCCAUUUUGUUUUUAAUUUCUUCAAAACGAUAUUGAAACAGUGUUUGUAAAUAUUGCCAGUGGAGAAUUAGUUAAAUUUAGUCGUCUUUUUACUAGCCCCAUUUGCGACUAAACCCCAUAACCCAUUUUUAACCGAUUAAAUGUGUAAUUUGUAAUUUUUAGAUCAUAGUUAGAAUUUCAUUAGUAUUCAUCAUAUCAAAAUAAAGACAAAAUAAAAAUCAUUAAAAAAAUGAGGUAGGCAUGUAAAUAUAAUUAUUAAGUUACUAAAUACAGAUGAACUAGGUUCCAAUUGCUCUCAAUAAUAGAUACCUACUUUCCAAGUUAAGACAAUUUCUUAUUUUUGAUUGUCAUUAAAUAGGACUACAAAAUCUCAAUCAGCAUUUCUCUUAAUAAUUAAGUAGGUAAUGUCAUCUAAAAUACAAUCGACAUAAUAUGAUUUUUUUUCUUAACAGAGAAAUUUUUAUUUAAGUAUCACUUCACUGCCUUACGAAGUAUAUUAAUUUCAUAAAAGUUAUUUAAAUUUGAACGGCAAAUAACAGUAACAGUUUUCGCAAUAACAGUAAAUUUUAAUCAUAUUUAUAAGAUUCGUCCAACGGUGUUUGUUAAGAGCAGAUUUGACAUUUUGAUUUAUGAAACUUUUUCUAGAAAUAAAAAAGUAGAAAUAUAGGAUUCAUUUGUGUCAGUUU
Molecule: messenger RNA, 2216 nt
Organism: Zerene cesonia (dogface butterfly)
Lineage: Eukaryota; Metazoa; Arthropoda; Insecta; Lepidoptera; Pieridae
Product: acid sphingomyelinase-like phosphodiesterase 3a
Exons: 10
Coding region: 202-1566 (454 amino acids)
Source: RefSeq, a predicted model, not a curated record